CAUGCAGGCACACACACACACACACACACAUAAUGGAGCAGACGUAAGCAAGGUGCAAAGGGUAUUUAAACCUGUGCCUGUGUGUUUUGUGUGGUUUUGAGCAAGCAGAUCGAUCACCUCUCACAGGAAGACAAGAACAAAGCCAUCAUGUAUUGGACCCUUAAAUAUGCUGGAGCAAGUAUAUUAUUGUUGUUAAUGCUUAUUCAACUCGGACAACUAUAUCCAAGAAAUGAUAUGACUAACUUUGGAUGUGAGGAGUGCAAACUCAAGGAGAACAACAUUUUCUCAAAGCCUGGGGCUCCUGUCUAUCAAUGUAUGGGAUGCUGCUUUUCUAGAGCUUACCCCACUCCCCUGAGAUCCAAGAAGACCAUGCUUGUCCCAAAAAAUAUCACGUCAGAAGCUACAUGCUGUGUAGCCAAAGAAGUUAAACGGGUACUUGUCAAUGAUGUCAAACUAGUGAACCACACAGACUGCCACUGCAGCACCUGUUACUAUCACAAGUCUUAAAGAUACAUUAUAGCAUUCCUGAUUAUAUUCUCUUAUCUUCCUGUCAUUUUUGCUCAAAUGCAUGUUUUCUUUACUUAAAUUAGACUGACUAUAAUGUUUUUAAGGUGAACAUGCUCUUAUUAUUUUGUUGUAUAGCUGUGCCGAUAUAUAUUUAUGUUCAUUAGUUAUGCAAAUCUUUCAAAGUUCUCUAAACUUUAAACCCUAAUGUUGUCAUUACUGGAAAAUCAAGUUGUUUUAAUUAAACAUUACUUGAAAUGUCAA
Molecule: messenger RNA, 768 nt
Organism: Myxocyprinus asiaticus (Chinese sucker)
Lineage: Eukaryota; Metazoa; Chordata; Actinopteri; Cypriniformes; Catostomidae
Gene: cga
Product: glycoprotein hormones, alpha polypeptide
Exons: 4
Coding region: 148-507 (119 amino acids)
Biological process (GO): positive regulation of steroid biosynthetic process; thyroid hormone generation
Cellular component (GO): extracellular region; follicle-stimulating hormone complex
Molecular function (GO): follicle-stimulating hormone activity
Source: RefSeq, a predicted model, not a curated record